Messenger RNA from Dipodomys spectabilis (banner-tailed kangaroo rat), 2223 nucleotides. It is a transcript of the gene Utp4, whose product is annotated as UTP4 small subunit processome component. The record is from RefSeq and is a predicted model, not a curated record. Gene Ontology annotation, biological process: maturation of SSU-rRNA from tricistronic rRNA transcript (SSU-rRNA, 5.8S rRNA, LSU-rRNA). The transcript has 17 exons. The coding region runs from base 73 to 2133 and encodes 686 amino acids. Gene Ontology annotation, molecular function: RNA binding; protein binding. Gene Ontology annotation, cellular component: 90S preribosome; t-UTP complex; small-subunit processome. Lineage: Eukaryota; Metazoa; Chordata; Mammalia; Rodentia; Heteromyidae.
GCGCGCGCGCGCACGUGGGGCCGGGGCGGAGAGAAGCGAGGUCCCGGGGCUGACGGACGCGGGGCCGGCGGAAUGGGUGAAUUUAAGGUCCAUCGAGUUCGUUUCUUUAAUUAUGUUCCACCUGGGAUCCGCUGUGUAGCUUACAAUAACAAAUCAAACAGAUUGGCUGUUUCACGAACAGAUGGCACUGUGGAAAUUUAUAACUUGUCAGCAAACUACUUUCAGGAGAAAUUUUUCCCAGGUCAUGAGUCUCGGGCUACAGAAGCUCUGUGUUGGGCAGGAGGACAGCGACUCUUUAGUGCUGGACUCAAUGGAGAAAUUCUUGAGUAUGAUUUACAGGCAUUAAACAUCAAAUAUGCUGUGGAUGCUUUUGGAGGACCUAUUUGGAGUAUGACUGCCAGCCCCAGUGGCUCUCAGCUUUUGGUUGGCUGUGAAGAUGGAUCUGUAAAACUAUUUGAAAUCACACCAGACAAAAUCCAAUUUGAAAGAAAUUUUGAUCGUCAGAAAAGUCGCAUCCUGUGUCUCAGUUGGCAUCCUGCUGGUACCCAUGUUGCAGCUGGUUCCAUAGACUACAUCAGUGUGUUUGAUUUCAAAUCAGGGAGCACUGUUCGGAAGAUGAUUGUAGAUAGGCAACACCUGGGUGUGACUAAGCCGAAGUGUAUUGUGUGGGGCGUGGCCUUCUUGUCUGAUGGCACUGUCAUAAGUGUGGAUUCAGUUGGGAAAGUACAGUUAUGGGACUCUGCUACUGGGACCCUUGUCAAGAGUCACCUCAUUGCGAAUGCUGAUGUGCAGUCCAUUGCCGUUGCUGAACAAGAAGACAGUUUCGUGGUGGGCACAGCCGAGGGCACAAUAUUCCAUUUUCAACUGGUCUCUGUGACUUCCAACAGCAGUGAGAAGCAAUGGGUGCGGACCAAACCAUUCCAGCACCACACUCACGACGUACGCACCGUGGCCCACAGCCCAACGGCCCUGAUAUCUGGAGGCACUGACACACACUUGGUAAUUCGUCCUCUCAUGGAGAAGGUAGAAGUUAAGAAUUAUGAUGCUGCUCUCCGAAAAAUCACCUUUCCCCAUCGACGUCUCAUUUCCUGUUCUAAAAAGAGACAGCUUCUCCUCUUCCAAUUUGCUCAUCAUUUGGAACUUUGGCGACUAGGAUCUACCGUUGCAACAGGCAAGAAUGGAGAUACCCUUCCACUUUCCAAAAAUGCAGAUCAUUUAUUGCACCUCAAGACAAAGGGCCCUGAGAACAUUAUUUGCAGUUGCAUCUCUCCGUGUGGAGGUUGGAUAGCCUAUUCAACGGUAUCUCGUUUUUUCCUCUAUCGGUUGAAAUAUGAACGUGACAACAUAAGCCUCCAAAGGGUUUCAAAAAUGCCAGCAUUCCUUAGAUCUGCCCUUCAGAUUUUGUUUUCUGAAGAUUCAACAAAGCUCUUUGUGGCAUCAAAUCAAGGAUCUCUGCAUGUCAUUCAACUGAUGGAAGCAAGCUUUAAGCACCUGCAUAGUUUCCAGCCUCAAUCAGGGACUGUAGAGGCCAUGUGUCUUUUGGCAGUUAGUCCAGAUGGGAAUUGGCUAGCUGCAUCAGGUACCAGUGCUGGAGUCCACGUGUACAAUCUGAAGAAUCUAGAGCUUCACUGCACAGUGCCUGCCUACAAUUUUCCAGUAACUGCUCUAGCCAUUGCCCCCAAUACCAACAACCUUGUUAUUGCUCAUUCUGACCAACAGAUAUUUGAGUACAGCAUCCCAGACAAACAGUACACAGAAUGGAGCCGAACUGUCCAGAAGCAGGGGUUUCACCACCUGUGGCUCCAAAGGGAUACUCCCAUCACACACAUCAGUUUUCAUCCCAAGAGACCAAUGCACAUCCUCCUCCAUGAUGCCUACAUGUUCUGCAUCAUUGACAAGUCGUUGCCUUUGCCAAAUGAUAAAACUGUGUUCUACAAUCCUCUUCCUCCCACGAAUGAAUCAGAUGUAUUCCGGAGGCGCACAGUCCAUGCCUUUAAAAUUUCUAAGAUAUAUAAGCCCUUACUCUUCAUGGAUCUUCUGGAUGAAAGGACACUUGUGGCAGUAGAACGGCCCCUGGAUGACAUCAUUGCUCAGCUCCCACCACCCAUCAAAAAGAAGAAAUUUGGAACUUAGAGAAAGGACUUUGUGUCCUUUCUUGAACUGUCUGCCUAGUUUCUCUUCACAAAUCAUGAUAAUAAAACAAAAUUAUUCUUUAGGACUCUU